CGUCAGCCGUUUUCGGCUGGUUCCUGCGCAAAUUCGCCGAUUGAUCCGGCCCGACGUUCGCCCGACGAAAGUCGCAUCACCGCCGGCGGACAACGGCUACAGACUAUUUUCUCGCGGACCGCUGUACUUACGUUACGUAACAAGGUAUCCAAAAUCCCUCCUAUUAACGAACGCCCAACGGCCAGCAACAUUUCAUUUGAGAAGGGAGGCGUGUAUAACGUAACCAAGCCAUGCACCCAUCAGCUGCGGCUGUCAUCUGUUUCUCGUGGCGUGAGAUUGGAGCCACAGAUGGAAGAGCCCUCAGAGAUGGACACAGUUCCUUUGUUAACCCCAACCAUGGAAACAGAAUUGCUAAAAGAACCCUGGGUAUUUCCACAAUCCAAGGUGAAUCAAAUAAAAGAAGAGGAGAAAGCAACGUCCUCCACUUGGGAGGAAAACUUUCAGGAUUUAAGCAGCUGGUGCAUGGAGACGUACCAGGGUCAUUGCGAUUUUCAUACAGGUGAAUCACCUGCUUUUAAACUAUCAGGUACGAAAUACGAGGGUAAUAGUGCUUUGUCUUCACAAGAGGGGGUAUUGAAAGAUUUGAUAAGUAUAGCGGAUAAAGAGAAGUGGAAUGUAAAAAUGGAUAGUGCUGAGACAACCAAAUACUUCAACACCAACAGUCACAGCUUGCAAUCUACACCAAAAGUAACUAGCAAAUGCGAGAGAGAAGAUAGUACCGCUGAAUCUACUACAUCUAACACGUGGUUAAGGCUAUCCAAAGUAACAACAUCCAGCGCAAGUACAAGCUCAUGGAGUAAACAGAUUACCACAACCGCUAGUACAUCAAACCAACCCAGGUAUCAAAUAGGAGACAUUGAUUUGGACGAUGCUUGUCCGACUUCGUUCGACUCUACCGAAACUCAACGCGAACCGUGGGAUGUAUUGCGCACGGUUGAGACCAACGGAUCAGAUUCAUUUGACCUGUUGUCAUAUCUUUGUGAUGAUGAAAUGCGUUCGCCAGAGGGCAGCGUUUCAACGGAUUCAUCAGUGUUGUCGAAACCGUGGUCAACCGCUGACUCAUCCCCGAGUAUACCGCAGCCGUACGAAAUAGUGAAAGCAGAGAACAAGUCGACCGUUCAAGAACCCGUGCAAACACGGGCAGCAUCAACAGUAACAUCGUCUGCUGCAGAAUCACCCAUAGUAUCUUCCCGUAAAUCGGAAAGGCUAAGGACAUCCGUCACUCACAAGGUGGAGAAGACCUACAAUAGGAUAGGGAAACGCGAGAAAUCAGGAAGAAGACGUUGCGUCGAGACCAGCUCGGAAGACAGAUCGUUCGCUGUGCAUUACCGCGAGUCCAGGGAAAAGAACAACGAGGCGUCGCGGAAGUCUCGUAUGAACAAGAAAGCGAAGGAGUCCGAGAUGGCGACGAAAGCGAUCGAAUUGGAACGGGACAACAGGAUAUUGAAAAUGAAAGUCGAAGAACUUGAGAAACUCGUAACAUCGAUGCGCAGUGCGUUAUUAAGAUCUGCUUUGAAAAAGGAGUUCUAAACACAAGUUUUUCUUUAUUUUUA
Molecule: messenger RNA, 1553 nt
Organism: Nomia melanderi (Alkali bee)
Lineage: Eukaryota; Metazoa; Arthropoda; Insecta; Hymenoptera; Halictidae
Source: RefSeq, a predicted model, not a curated record